Molecule: messenger RNA, 1531 nt
Organism: Solanum dulcamara
Lineage: Eukaryota; Viridiplantae; Streptophyta; Magnoliopsida; Solanales; Solanaceae
Product: transcription factor MYB44-like
Exons: 1
Coding region: 92-1171 (359 amino acids)
Biological process (GO): regulation of DNA-templated transcription
Cellular component (GO): nucleus
Molecular function (GO): RNA polymerase II cis-regulatory region sequence-specific DNA binding; DNA-binding transcription factor activity, RNA polymerase II-specific
Source: RefSeq, a predicted model, not a curated record
UUAUAUUACCUUUUUCUCCUCUCUUCCAUAUAUAAAUCUCCUCUUCUUCACGUUUUCUCUUCCUAAAUAAAAAGACAGACAGAGAGAAGCAAUGGCUAAUACUAUAAACAGUUCUAAGAGAGAUAUGGAUCGGGUUAAAGGUCCAUGGAGCCCCGAAGAAGAUGAGCUUUUACAGCAACUUGUUCAGAAACAUGGCCCUAGAAAUUGGUCUCUUAUAAGCAAAUCUAUUCCGGGGAGAUCCGGCAAAUCUUGCCGGUUGAGGUGGUGUAAUCAGUUAUCUCCUCAGGUAGAGCAUAGGGCUUUUACUCCUGAAGAAGAUGAGACUAUUAUUCGGGCUCAUGCCCGAUUCGGUAACAAAUGGGCAACCAUAGCCCGGCUUCUUAAUGGGCGGACUGAUAACGCUAUUAAGAAUCACUGGAACUCUACUUUGAAGAGGAAGUGCUCUUCGCUUAGUGCAGAUGAAGGUAACGAACUCGCCGAUCAAAUAUUUGAAAAUCAGCAACCGCCCUUGAAGAGAUCUGUCAGUGCCGGAUCCGCUAUGCCGGUUUCCGGUUUUCAUUUCAGUCCGGGUAGUCCAUCGGGUUCGGAUAGUGAUUCGAGUCUUCAUGUUACGUCUUCAUCUCAAUCUCAUGUGUUUAAGCCUGUUGCUAGAACCGGCGGCGUAUUUCCGCCGUCGAUUGAUAUCUCAUCUCCGCCGAUUGAUCCUCCCACCUCUCUCAGCCUUUCGCUUCCUGGUGUUGACUCAGCCGAGUUCUCUAAUCGUUCGGCCGAUUCGACUCAGUCGAAAAAUCCUUUUCAGUUGUUGCAUCAAGCGAUGCAGAUUCCUCCAACGCCGCCACUUCAGGCCACGGCGGUGCCAUUCGAACGAGUUUCUGCAAUCCAACAGUCUCAUCAGAACCCUGCAGGAGGAGCAGAACAACAAGACAAGGUUUUUGUGCCGUUUAGCCAGGAGUUGUUAGGGGUGAUGCAGGAGAUGAUAAAGACAGAGGUGAGGAACUACAUGAUGGGAAUUGAACAAAAGCAUCAGCAUUAUCAACAACAUCAGCAGUUUCAGCAACAAAGCCAUAAACAACCAAGUGGUUUAGGGCUUGGAUUGUGUAUGCAACAAGCUGCUUCUGAUGGAUUCAGGGAUAGAGCUGCUAAUCGCAUGGGACUAAGCAAAUUCGAUUAGGGAUAUAUACGAGGAGAAAGAAACCGCCUUUGUUUCCUUCUAUCUUUGUUUUUAGGGCACAUGUUGGCUUUAAGCUUCAACUGUUGAAUCGUCGUCAAAAGAAGAAAUAGGUUUUGGUGGAGUGUUGUACAGGGCCAGGGAGAGUAUAAACCCAUGUUCCAAUGAUGGCAGAAAUGCAAAGGCUGGAACAAAUAAGAAAAAAAAUAUCAAAAAGAAUUUUAAAAAAAUACGUUUUGUUAAUUUAUAUUCAGGCAGAUUUAGAAACCAAGAAAAACUAGUUAAAAGUAAAUAUGUUUUGAGAACACUUCUACCGCCAAGGGAAGGAAUGAUUUGAAUGAAGCACAGUUAUUAACUUUAUUA